Kockovaella imperatae is the source of this 1933-nucleotide messenger RNA. RefSeq names its product putative heat shock protein HSP60. Gene Ontology annotation, molecular function: ATP binding; ATP-dependent protein folding chaperone. Gene Ontology annotation, biological process: protein folding. NCBI's taxonomy places the organism in Eukaryota, Fungi, Basidiomycota, Tremellomycetes, Tremellales, Cuniculitremaceae. Gene Ontology annotation, cellular component: cytosol; nucleus. The transcript has 5 exons. The record is from RefSeq and is a predicted model, not a curated record. Bases 139 to 1926 code for a protein of 595 amino acids.
UCUCUUUAAAUCGGUUCCCCUUCAUGUCCAGUGGGAUACGGGGCCAGCAGCUGGAAAUUUUGGUUGUUGAAGAACGAUCCACGUUCAAAAAGUUCCAACUUCUGGGAAUCAUAGGUUGAAGAUCCAUCUUCGUGCAUCAUGUCUCGCCCACCUGUUCUCGGGGUCAACUUUGGCCAAUCCUACGCUUCCAUCGCUGUUAUCGACAAGGAAGGUCAUCCUCUGUGUAUUGCCAAUGAAGAAGGAGAGAGACAGAUCGCCUGUGCGAUCUCGUACGCUGGAGAGGAGGUGUACAUCGGAAACGGUGCCAAACCGCACUUGGUGAAAAAUGGCAAAAACACCAUCAUGGGAUUCCGAAACCUCCUAGGUCACACUUACGACGAGGUCGACCAUACGGCCAUUCUCACUGCUCCUCUGAUUCCUGACUCCAAGACUCCAGCCUACACCGUGGACGUUCUUUUACCUCCUACCAAGGCUCCGACCCCCGCUCCGCGUUCAGCUGCUCCUUCUGGAACAGCGACGCCCAACCCUGGAGCCAACGAGCCGGUCCCAUCUACAAAGACGUUGACAGUCCCCGAAGUCACUUCUCUCUUCCUCUCCACCCUCCUUGGAUCCGCUACCGACUUUCUCGGUGUCAAACCGACUCAGUGUGUCAUUUCAGCCCCUACAUGGUUCACCCCAGCUCAGCAGGAGGCCUUGAAAGCGGCGGCGGAAGACGCAGGAAUGCAGGUCUUGCAAGUGCUCGAUGAGGCUGCGGCUGUGUUGGUCGGAUACCGUGUAGGACUGAGCGAAGAGCGAAAGGAGCGAGGCUUGUUGGGUCAGCCCGAAGAAGGUUCUGCAGGGGAAGAGGAAAAGCGAGACAAACGGGUCGUCGUGCUGGACAUGGGCGAGACGAGUCUGAGCGUUAGCGUGGUUCAAGUGUCAGAGGGUGAAUACACUGUGCUCGGUCGCGGACGAGACGACAAGCUUGGUGGAAGAGAGUUUGACGACUUGCUCCUAAAACACUUUGCCAAAGAAUUCAGCAAAAAGACAAAGGUCGACCUUGACCUGCCGUGUGGAGAGAACGCAUCGGCCGUUGACAAGCGAGCCGAGGCAAAGCUGAGAUUGGCAGUCGAGCACACGAAGCGAUCACUGUCAGCUUCAAGUGGUGCUGCAACUUGCGCAGUGGAAUCCCUCAAGGACGGAAUGGAUCUGUCCACCGCCAUCAACAGAUUGCGUUUCGACGGUCUUGCGUCUGGUGUUUACAGCAAGAUUGGCCAAAAACUCGUCUCCGUCGUCGAGUCAGCAUCUCUCGAUCUCAGCCAGAUCGACGAGGUGCUCCUUGCCGGUUCCUCUACCCUCUUCCCUGGUCUUCAAUCUCACCUCGCUCUCCUUCUCCCGCCCACAACACCCGUCACUGCCGCCAUUGACCCAUCUCAGGUCAUCGCGAUCGGAUGCGCCCUCACAGCACUGCAUCUCUCAGAACUAGAAGACGGUCUCAAGGUCGACGAUGUCCUUGCUCUCGCUAAGGAGCCAGUUGUCUGCACAUCCGCUCCUAUCGGUCUCGUUGUUCCCGGCUCAGAAGAGUUGAUCAAAAUCAUCUCAGCGGGUGCUCCCUUACCUGUCAGACGGCGUGUCGCCAUUCCGGUCGAGCAGGGAGCUUCGCAGGUCGGCUUUGAGCUCUGGGAAGGCAAGGAUGAAGUCAAGGUGGAAAAGGUGGAGAAAGCACCCGUGGAAAAGGAUGAGGAUGACGAAGAUGAUGAUUACGAGGAAGAGGAUGAGGAGGCAAAGACUGCCAUUACCGUCAAGACCAAGGCGCUCGGCGGACUUCAGGUCGACCUCAAGAACGGAGGCAAUGUCAUCUUGGAGAUCAUUGUGCAACGAGGAGGUGACAUCGAGGCGAGAGCUUGGGAAGAGGGUCGAGAGAGCGAGGCAGACAAGCUCGCAUAGAUACAUU